Microplitis demolitor is the source of this 3193-nucleotide messenger RNA. It is a transcript of the gene Cpes, whose product is annotated as ceramide phosphoethanolamine synthase. The transcript has 2 exons. Bases 424 to 1512 code for a protein of 362 amino acids. Lineage: Eukaryota; Metazoa; Arthropoda; Insecta; Hymenoptera; Braconidae. The record is from RefSeq and is a predicted model, not a curated record.
ACCGCUCCGAAAUAAUUUAUCUAUUGGAAAAUUAUCAAACACUUGUGCUGAUUGGGGAAACCGGUUGUGGAAAAAGUACCCAAGUACCCCAGACUGGUAGAAAGAAUAUUUUGAAUUAGAGCUAAAUAAUUUUAAACUAAUCAUCUAUUGCACAUUGUCAUUAGUACAUAUUAUUAUUUUUACUAUUACUAUUAUAAUUAUUAUUAUUACUAUUAAUGACAAGUUACCGAUGAGUACGACACGUAUUUAAUGACAAUUGAUGAUGAUAAGAAACGUUAGAUAAGAUAAUACAUUGAAAAUAAAAUUUUUAAAAAAUAUAUGUAUUGAUAUAAAAAAAAAAAAUCCUCAUGGACACCUGACACAACACUUGGACUUCCGGAUAGUAAACACGUUAAGUUUUAAAGUUUAUUUAAAUUUGUAACGAUGAUCCACAUGAUAGAAAAACGUUUGAUAAUAUCAUUUUUUGUGGUAUAUAUAUUUUUUUGUGUCGCUAUGGAUUUACGUCUGUACUAUCGCAUAAAAAAUUAUUCAAUAAGACCAACAAAAGAAGGAUUUAAAUAUGAAUCGAUGGUACCAUGUGACUUAAACCCAUUCUGUAUCGUGACAGUAAAAGGUCUGAUGCUGGACUACUUGAAUUUUUAUAUACUCGGACCACUUGCAGCCCUCACUGACAGAAUACUUUUGCUGAGUAAAUGGGAAUGGUUGUCGCCGAAUUACAUAAGUCUAUUCCAUGUACUGGUUGCCUGUUUGGCGGGUAAAUUAAUUUCAAGUAAAUCAUUAGUGCACCGUAGAAUUGGUGUCGUAGUUUAUCAAAUACGUUCAUGGCUGGAUGACGUUGAUGGGUUGGUUGCAAGAAAACGAAAACAUAUUGGCGGUGAACAUUCAGAUGUCGGAAGCACUGGUUAUUAUGUUGAUGCUCUUUGUGAUUCACUUGGAAGUGUUGCUCUUAUUGUUGGAAUAUAUUAUUAUCUUAAAUCCACAUCAUCAAAUCGAGGACGAGGUGAUUAUGUUAGAUUACAAUCCUCGGUAACUUCUAUUGAGGACGGAGUUGUUGAUUCAUGCAUUGAUAAAAAAAAAAUACGGUUUAAUAAUAUUGUACCGACACUGUUAUUAUUUACUGGGACGCUGAUUGCAUCAAGUUUAGCAUGGAAUCGAUAUAUUGAUUUGUAUCAGAAUUUAUUAGAAGGUGACUAUCAAGUGUCGGCAGCUAUUACUGAGGAUGCUUUUUACUGCAAACAAACAGAUGUGAUAAGAAGCAAUUUUUUUUGGGUUGUAACGACGGCAUGGAGACUUAUAAAUCCCCAUGCUUUGACUGAUUACAUUUUAGUCGCUAUAUUUAUUGAUAAAUUAUGGGAAUACAUAUACGCCGUCCGCUGGGUUGUUUAUAUUAUUAUAUUUAUUUUUGUUUAUAUUUCUGACUUUUAUUACAUACAAAAUUAUAGAUAUAUAUGGGACAUUGAAUCUCCGGGAGCUGUAUCUGUUGAUAGUAUCAAUAACUCGACUUUGAUGUAAUUAAUAUUUAAAUAAUUUAAUUCUAGUUUUUUUCUGAUAAUUUAUUUAGAUAGAAUAUAUUUGAUAAGAGUUCGAAAUAUUAAAAUUAUUUUAAAUUUGAUGCAUGGGUUUGUAAAAAAAAAUUUUAAAAACUUGAUAUUUAUUUUAUUUUAUUCAUGGCCAUAAAGCAGUUGUUCAUUAUGACAAAUAAUUAAAAAAAUAAUUAAUUAGAAAAAAAAAAUUUUUUAGUCAUAAAAAUAAUUGAAAUAAAAAUACAGCGUAAAAAUAAUUGCAUUAUUACAAUUAGGGUAAAGUACUUGAACGUAAGUCUCUGUACACUUGUCAGUGUCCAGCUUUCUAUAUAUUUUAUUUAUAAAUUUGUUUUAGAAUAAUGAUUAAUCUUUUUAAUUGAUCAAACGGAUUUAUUUUUUGGUAAUUUAAUUAAAAUCUGUUCGAUUAUUUUUUUUUAAAUAUAUUUAGAUAAAAUUUUUUAUCAUCCACACGUGAGUAAAUAUUUUUAAGAUAAAAAGAACUUAUCACAGUAAUAAGUAAAGUCGUGAUACUGCAUAAUUAUUAAUUAUUUAAAUAAAAUAAUAAAUUGACAUCACGUUUGUCUAGUUCUAAAAAAAGAAUUCCAUUUUAUUAUACUAAUUGUUAAUAAAAAAAUAAAAAUUAUUAAUAUUCUUAUAAUAUUUGUAUUAAGGGGGGAAGGGGGUCUGAAAUACAAAAAAAAGAGGAUAUUUUUGUGAUUUUUUUUUUCAGAGUAGCUUCUUUAUUAAAAUUCUUAAAGUUUAUGAUAUAAUUAAGCAACAUUCCAAGAAUAUUCUGUUAAAUUUUCAUAAAAAAACAAUGAAAAACAAGCCAGUAGAGGGGUGAACCGAGUCACCUUAAAAAAAGUCUCCAUGCGGUAGGCAGGAUAACGCAUGACUGCUUCAUCUGAAAUUAAAAAACCAAAAAGAUUUCUUUAGUACAUAAGUUUAUCUUGGAUUUAAACGAAGGAAUAAAAAAUAUUUAUUUUUGAAUUUUUGGUAAAGGUGCAAUCAAAAAAUUAUGAUUUUUCCCAAAAAUUCUUCCUUUUGUUUAAUUAAAAAAUAAGUAGUUAUUGAAAAAAAAAUCCUUCGUUCAACUCUAAGAUAAACUUAUGUACUAAAGAAAUCUUUUUGGUUUUUUUUAUUUCAGAUAAAACAGUCAUGAGUUAUCCUGCCUACGGCAUGAAGACUUUUUUUUUGACUCGUCUCUCCCCACCACCACUGUCUUAUUUUUCAAUAUUUUUUAAUGAAAAUUUAGGAGAAUAUUCUUGGAAUGAUGCUUAAUAGUGUUACAAAUUUUAAGAAUUUUAAUAAAGACGCUACUCUGAAAAAAAAAUCACAAAAAUGACCUCCUUUUUUUGUAUCUCAGACCCCUUUCCCCCUUAAGUAUUCAGCAUAGUUACAAUAAAUAAAAAAGCCGAUUACUUAAUUUUGUAAACAGAACUGAUUAAUAUUCAAUAGUCUUGCCUUAUAAAAAAUACUAGAUUGUGAAUUUAAAUCUUCGAAAACUAAUUAAUAAAAAGAAAAAAAAAUUUUUUAUUAUAAUACAUUAAUAUUUAAGAGUGAAAAAUAGUUUUGAAGCUUUACAGAUCUCAUGUAAUUUAUCUUUAAGAAUAAAGUGCGAUUAUAUUUUUAAAUUCAUUAUUUUAUAUGAAAAAUAUAUGUAAGACAAA